UGUGUGGCAACCGCGUCGCGAGACGCGCGCUCCUUACCACUUUUGUUACCCUGGUACUAUUGCAGUGUGUGACAUAUAAACGUGUUUUUGUGUUUGUGUGUUUAACCAGGCAGUAAGCACACGGGAAAAGAAGCAAAGUACACAGACUGUCACAAUGGAUUGGCAGCAAUGGUGAUCACGAUGCGAGAGUGUGUGCGGUGGCGAGGCGCGGGCACGCAGUUGUGGUGUGCGCUGCUCGCUGUCGCAGUGCUGGCGGAGGUGGCCAGUCUCAGCGGGCCCAACGUCUGCAUGGUCAAGCAGAAGUACAACAUAACGAAGCGGGUGAAAUACCGCGCGCCGAUGUCGGUACGUACGUACGAGUGGUGCUUCUCAAUGCCGCCGCGCUGCUCGCGCUGGAGCACGGAGAUGCGAGACCUUACACGUCUAGAGACAGAAGAGCGCACAGCUGAAGUGGCCGUGUGCUGUCCGGGCUACAAGAUGAAAGACGUAUCCUGUGUACCAAUCUGUCCCUACGGGAAGACCGGCCCGGGAUGUUCAGAUGACUGUCCGGAAAAUAAGUGGGGCCCGAACUGCGCGUACAACUGCAGCCAGUGCACUGACCACGGUGUCUGCUCACCUCUCACUGGUGACUGCGAGUGUGAGGAUGGAUGGCAAGGUGAGAGCUGCGAAUUUCACAUGUCAACUACACAAGCAACGACAACUGUGAUGGAAGAAUUACUAACAACGUCAAAACCUACAACUAUCACUAAUCCUACUACUGGAACGUCUCUUAGUAGAACUACUAUUAGCAAUGCAUCAACUGCUAGUAGCACAACAUUAGAAACUACUACUGUGACGACCACAUUAACUUCUGAAUAUAACUCUAGUUCUAUCAGCACUACCUCCAUUUCCCCUAAAUUGACAACUUCCACUUUAGCGAUGUCAUCACCAAAAGAGGCACCAUCUACUACAGAAAUUAAUUUAACAACAAGAAAUAUUGAAAAGGAAGAUUUGUCAGCUAGAAAAAAUCCAUAUGAAAGUGUUGAAAGUACUACCUUGAUACUGACAACUACCCCGAUUGGAAAAUACGAAAAUAUUACAAUAACAACGGAAACUACGAAUCCUAUUACAAGUACAACAGUUCUAUCGACUACUGGAAGUAUUAAAAAUAUAAAAUCAAUUUAUAAUAGAACCGAAAUGUCUUUAGAUAUUAUAUCUUCUACUCCAUCUUUUGAUACAACAAUUCUUACUUCGACAAAUGCAAUAUUAACUACUUUAGAAAAUAGUACUAAGCAACCGCUCAUAACAACUGAGCACAAAACUGAACCAGAUACAACGAGAGCAAAUAUUUUUACGACAACAGAAAAGGAAAUAACAACUAAAAUAGAAACAACAAAAAGACCUGAAAUCACAACAAGAGCCAUAUCAACCGUUAAAUUCAAACCAAAAGAAAUUUGGAUUAAACCAACACAGAAAGGUGAAUCUACUGUUAUUGAUUUUAAAAUAAAAUCAAAUCAUGAAUCAGUUCAUCCAAGAAAUCGUAUCGCGACAAAGAAAGAGAUUACAUCAGAUUUAACAACUCCAAGAACUAUAAUUGUUUCAAUAAUUCCGACAUCAGUAUCGUACGCCACUUUCAAAAAAAUAGCUCUCACUACUUCUUCUUAUCUAACAAUGAGAAAUACAAAUAAUAUUAUAACUAAAUUUAAUAAAACUGAACAUGGGUUUACAUCAUCAAUGGCAUCUCAUACUUCUUUGCCACCGUUCAUUAAAAAAAUAAUAUUAUCAAGUACAAUUCCGAAAAACAUAAGUACUUUUUCGAGUACUACGCCAAAAAUUCUUAAGAAUGUGUCAACAUUUCAAACAAAUUUGAACGACAAAGACGUAUCGUUCAAUAUGACAAUAUCUGGUCCUAGUACAACUAACAGCAUGGCAAGCAUGGAGAACACACCAAGAAUGAAUCUGUCUACCUUUCUAACAACAAUUUCAACUUCGACUAACAGUUCGACGACCACACAAAAGAUUAUCGUUGAAAAUGUAACUAAGAAAGCUACCAUGAGACCUAUUAAACCGAUAUUCCUUGAAGUUACAACCAGACCUCUAACAGCAUCAACGGUUUAUAAGAGAAUUGUUUUAGAAAAUAUCACUAAAGCACACAUUCCAAAUAUAAAAACAACAAAAAAUCCUGAAAAGGUACUAACAAGAAUGAAUAUAACAGAAGUAAAAAUUAAAGAUCCUAUAAAGAACCUAACAAAAAUCUUUACUAAACAUUUAACUACGAAGGAACCGGACGAUGAAACUUUUCAUAUUUUAACAGAGCCCGAGCAUAUCACAGCUGUGAUGAAUGAGAAAGAGCGAGACAGAACUUCAAUGGACUUGAUAUCGGUAGUUAGUAUAGCUGGUGGGGUGAUGAUGGCCGUCAUCACUGUGGCAGUCCUCAUCGUCAUGGUGGAACGUUGCAGACGUCCCAGAUUUGAAGAUGUGAGGAAAGUCAAUGACAUUAGAAUGCAAGUUAUGAUAGACAAUAAUGAUGCACCGCCGCCUUACACAAGAAGCAUCUUUCAUACGCCUUUACCAGAACCUCCAUCUGACAAAUGUCAUUACCAACCAAUUUCCACUUUGGAUAGAAAUUUGAAACAGUUCAUGAGACCUGUAGUAGUACAAAACAUCUCGCCUAUAAUGUUGGAAAAUUUUAGAGGUAUAUUAGAGUGUCAUUAUGACCAUUUGCCGCGAAGGAAUCACGACUUUGGCACGAUGCCUUCUCGUUUUGCUGCAGCGCCAUCUAUGAGCUAUUCACAAGAACUACGAUGUCAAAAAUCAAGAUCCGUUCACGAUUCCACAAUUGAUUCAAUGAAAUGCGAAGCCAAACAAGAUGUUAUUGAUGCUUCUACAUCAGAACCUUUAUAUGCUGAGAUACCAUGUUGGAGACCACCUUCAGAACACGCCAUUGAAGUACUCAAUUUAAAUGGAGAAGCUAUAACCGAGUUAUAGCAAAAUGUUGCCCAAAACAACCAAUAGAUGGCAGUCUUUGUAUAUUAGUAAUAAUGUUUUUUUUAAGAAUUAUUUAGCUUUUAAUUUAUGCC
Messenger RNA from Papilio machaon (common yellow swallowtail), 3059 nucleotides. RefSeq names its product cell wall protein DAN4 (gene NimA). The record is from RefSeq and is a predicted model, not a curated record. The transcript is spliced from 8 exons. NCBI's taxonomy places the organism in Eukaryota, Metazoa, Arthropoda, Insecta, Lepidoptera, Papilionidae. Bases 169 to 2967 code for a protein of 932 amino acids. Gene Ontology annotation, molecular function: protein binding.